Messenger RNA from Pyricularia grisea, 837 nucleotides. RefSeq lists its product as uncharacterized. The record is from RefSeq and is a predicted model, not a curated record. The transcript has a single exon. NCBI's taxonomy places the organism in Eukaryota, Fungi, Ascomycota, Sordariomycetes, Magnaporthales, Pyriculariaceae. Bases 1 to 837 code for a protein of 278 amino acids.
AUGGAUCUGCUCUCGACGGUUCGAAAAUCAGGCUCCCGCGGAGGCGUCAAUUUCAGCUGGGAGGAGGUCGCCACAUCCUCACACCGCGAAAACUAUCUGGGACACAGCCUGAAAGCACCAGUAGGCCGAUGGCAACAAGGAAAAGACCUAAACUGGUACGCCAAGGCCGACCCGUCACCAGCGGGCGCCCCGAAAACAGGCGACGAAGGCGACGAAACAGCAGAGGAGAAGAGAGCGCGCGAACGGCGCGAGGAGCUCCGGAAGAUUAAAGAGGCCGAGGAAGACGCAAUAGCGCGGGCCCUCGGUCUUCCGGUCCCGGUCCGUGAUGCAUCGGGGGCAAACGCGACAGAGGUUGGCCCUGCGGCCAGGAUGGGUGCUGCCAGCAAGGGAGGAUUGGUCAAGAGUGAGGGGGACACAGAUGCGCGCGAGAGCAGGAGGAGAGACGACCGGGAGAAGCGCAGGCACAGGGACUCCGACCGGCACCAUGGAAGAAGACACCACCAUCGCGAUAGGAGUCGAUCUCGGGACCAAAGCCGCGAGAGGCAUUCGAAGAGACGAAACGAGUCAACCGAGAGACCAUCUCGGCGUGAGCACCACAGGAGGAGGCAUAGGAGUCGAAGCCGACGACCGGAUCAUGAAAGAGGCGGGGAUGCCGAGGCAAGGCGUUUAGGCCAUGACGACGCUGGCGAGAAUGGGCGCGAUAGGGGUGCAAGAAGUCGGCGGAGUAGGAGUCGCGAAAGGCACAGGCCGCGUUCAAGGGACAGACGAAGGAGUCGUAGUCCACGAGCUGAGCAAUCACGCGAGGAUCGUCACCAAAGAAAUCGUGAUGGGAAGUAG